This is a messenger RNA of Artibeus jamaicensis (Jamaican fruit-eating bat), 2853 nucleotides long. It is a transcript of the gene SLITRK1, whose product is annotated as SLIT and NTRK like family member 1. Gene Ontology annotation, cellular component: postsynaptic density membrane; glutamatergic synapse; GABA-ergic synapse. Gene Ontology annotation, molecular function: protein binding. The transcript has a single exon. Gene Ontology annotation, biological process: regulation of presynapse assembly; positive regulation of synapse assembly; axonogenesis. The record is from RefSeq and is a predicted model, not a curated record. Bases 47 to 2137 code for a protein of 696 amino acids. Lineage: Eukaryota; Metazoa; Chordata; Mammalia; Chiroptera; Phyllostomidae.
CGCUGUUACUUUGUGAUGAGAUCGGGAUGAAUUGCUCGCUUUAAAAAUGCUGCUUUGGAUUCUGUUGCUGGAGACGUCUCUUUGUUUUGCCGCUGGAAACGUUACAGGGGACGUUUGCAAAGAGAAGAUCUGUUCCUGCAAUGAAAUAGAAGGGGACCUACACGUAGACUGUGAAAAAAAGGGCUUCACAAGUCUGCAGCGUUUCACCGCGCCGACUUCACAGUUCUACCAUCUAUUUCUGCAUGGCAAUUCCCUCACUCGACUUUUCCCUAAUGAGUUUGCUAACUUUUAUAAUGCGGUUAGUUUGCACAUGGAAAACAACGGCUUGCACGAAAUCGUUCCCGGGGCUUUCCUGGGGCUGCAGCUGGUGAAGAGGCUGCAUAUCAACAACAACAAGAUCAAAUCUUUUCGAAAGCAGACUUUUCUGGGGCUGGACGACCUGGAAUACCUCCAGGCUGAUUUUAAUUUAUUACGGGAUAUAGACCCGGGGGCCUUCCAAGACUUAAACAAGCUGGAGGUACUCAUUUUAAAUGACAAUCUCAUCAGCACCCUACCUGCCAACGUGUUCCAGUAUGUGCCCAUCACCCACCUCGACCUCCGAGGAAACAGGCUGAAAACGCUGCCCUAUGAGGAGGUCUUGGAGCAAAUCCCUGGCAUUGCCGAAAUCCUGCUAGAGGAUAACCCGUGGGACUGCACCUGUGAUCUGCUUUCCCUGAAAGAAUGGCUGGAAAACAUUCCCAAAAAUGCCCUGAUCGGUCGAGUGGUCUGCGAAGCCCCCACCAGACUGCAGGGUAAAGACCUCAAUGAAACCACAGAACAGGACUUGUGUCCUUUGAAAAACAGAGUGGAUUCUAGUCUUCCGGCGCCCCCUGCCCAAGAAGAGACCUUUGCUCCUGGCCCCCUGCCAACUCCCUUCAAGACGAAUGGGCAAGAAGAUCGUGCCACCCCGGGGUCUGCUCCAAACGGAGGUACAAAGAUCCCAGGCAACUGGCAGAUCAAAAUCAGACCCACUGCAGCGAUAGCGACCGGCAGCGCCAGAAACAAACCCCCAGCCAAUGGCUUGCCUUGCCCUGGGGGCUGCAGCUGCGACCACAUCCCAGGGUCGGGUUUAAAGAUGAACUGCAACAACCGGAACGUGAGCAGCUUGGCUGAUUUGAAGCCCAAGCUCUCCAACGUGCAGGAGCUUUUCCUGCGAGAUAACAAGGUCCAUAGCAUCCGAAAGUCGCACUUUGUGGAUUACAAGAACCUCAUUCUGUUGGAUCUGGGCAACAAUAACAUCGCCACUGUAGAGAACAAUACUUUUAAGAACCUUGUGGACCUCAGGUGGCUGUAUAUGGAUAGCAACUACCUGGACACACUGUCCCGGGAGAAAUUCGCGGGGCUGCAAAACCUCGAGUACCUGAACGUGGAGUACAACGCUAUCCAGCUCAUCCUUCCAGGUACCUUCAAUGCCAUGCCUAAACUGAGGAUCCUAAUUCUCAACAACAACUUGCUGCGGUCCCUCCCCGUGGACGUGUUUGCUGGGGUCUCGCUCUCUAAGCUCAGCCUGCACAACAACUACUUUAUGUACCUCCCGGUGGCAGGGGUGCUGGACCAGUUAACUUCCAUUAUCCAGAUAGACCUGCAUGGAAACCCUUGGGAGUGCUCCUGCACCAUUGUGCCUUUCAAGCAAUGGGCAGAACGCCUGGGUUCCGAAGUGCUGAUGAGCGACCUCAAGUGUGAGACGCCGGUGAACUUCUUUAGGAAGGAUUUCAUGCUCCUCUCGAAUGACGAGAUCUGCCCCCAGCUGUACGCGAGGAUCUCGCCCACGUUAACUUCACAAAGUAAAAACAGCACUGGGUUGGCGGAGACCGGGACGCAUUCCAACUCCUACCUAGACACCAGCAGGGUGUCCAUCUCGGUGUUGGUCCCAGGACUGCUGCUGGUGUUCGUCACCUCCGCCUUCACUGUGGUGGGCAUGCUCGUGUUUAUCCUGAGGAAUCGAAAGCGGUCUAAGAGAAGAGACGCCAACUCCUCGGCGUCCGAAAUUAAUUCCCUACAGACAGUCUGUGACUCUUCCUACUGGCACAAUGGGCCUUACAACGCAGAUGGGGCCCACAGAGUGUAUGACUGCGGCUCCCACUCGCUCUCAGACUGAGCCCCCAACCCCGGUAGAGCAGGGGAGGGGGAAGGCCAUGCUCCCCUUCCCCCCACCCGGUCGGCAUCCCGGGGUCAGAAAAGCCGGGACCCCACUCCAGUGUGCCCCAAGGCUUGAUGGACAUAAAUAAAUAACUGUGAACUCGCUCAACUGAGAUGAUCUGACCCGGUAGCUCCCUUCUGGAAACAAAGAGCAGACUGUGGCUGCGAGAGCGCUGCCAAAUCGCUCUGUGCUGAGAGCCUCUUUUGACAAAGCCCAGCAGGGGCCCUGCUCAAAGAACUGACAGUGCCCUUCCCCCCCUGCGGAGGGGCUGGUGGGGGACGCCUGUCGUGGUCCCAUACAUAUACACAUUUACCCACAUCUAUAUAGAGAGAUAGAUAUCUAUUUUUCCCCCGUGGAUUAGCCCCGCGAGGAGGGGGGGGGCGUGAUAGUUCCCUGCUGGCUACGCAGGGAUGGGCAGUUGCACGAAGGCAUGAAUGUAUUGUAAAUAAAUAACUUUGACUUCUGAGAAAAACAAAAAGCGCUGCAUGGCUCGCAUGGAAUCCACGCGCUCCAGGGACGCUGCCCUCCCCGGCGACCGGAGAGAGCGUCACGUUCACAGCACCCGCCCUCUUACCUGAUAAGUCCCAGCGUAUCAAACUUUCUAUAAACAAGAUACAGUAUAAUCAGAAGUGCCAUUUCACCUUUAUUUGUGAUCGGUAGGCAGUUCAGAGAGU